Molecule: messenger RNA, 1144 nt
Organism: Aplosporella prunicola CBS 121167
Lineage: Eukaryota; Fungi; Ascomycota; Dothideomycetes; Botryosphaeriales; Aplosporellaceae
Exons: 3
Coding region: 27-926 (299 amino acids)
Molecular function (GO): NADH dehydrogenase activity
Source: RefSeq, a predicted model, not a curated record
CAACACCUCCAACCAACCCCACAACAAUGGCAUCGAAACUCAGUCCAUUCGCUUUGAGAUCGAGCUUCCGGGCAGUGCGGAGGGUACAGAGGCCUCAAUGGCGCUCCUUCUCCGCCACCCCGCUCGCCAGGAGCGACGCGCUCGCUGUGCAUAGAGACACUCCGGAAAAUAACCCUUCGAUACCCUUCAAGUUCAACGAGCAGAGCGAGAAGCUUGUCCAGGAGGUCCUUGCCCGCUACCCGAGCCAGUACAAGAAGGCCGCCGUCAUGCCUCUCCUCGACCUCGGCCAGCGCCAGCACGGCUUCACCAGCAUCAGCGUCAUGAACGAGGUUGCGCGCAUCCUGGAGAUGCCCCCCAUGCGUGUCUACGAAGUUGCGACCUUCUACACCAUGUACAACCGGUCCCCUGUGGGCCGCUUCCACGUCCAGUGCUGCACUACGACGCCCUGCCAGCUCCGUGACAGCGAUGGCAUCAUGAAGGCCAUUGAGGAGGAGCUCGGAAUUGAGCAAGGCCACACCACCAAGGACGGACUCUUCACGUUCAGCGAGGUCGAAUGCCUCGGCGCCUGCGCGAACGCUCCCAUGGUUCAGAUCAACGAUGACUACUACGAGGACCUCACCCCCGAGACCACCAAGUCCCUUCUGAAGGCGCUGAGGGAUGCGGCCAAGCAGACGGGUGCUGGCAGCGGAGCUGCAGGUCUGGCCGGCGAGGCUGGAAAGGGUGCCGUUACUGGCCAGGACAGCAGCGUCAAGGCGGGCAACGAGAUCAACGAGCAGGGCAGGUCGUACAGCGCGCAAGGCGUCAAGAUCCCCACCCCCGGUCCGUUGAGUGGCAGGCAGACGUGCGAGCCUGCGACGGGUCUCACCUCGCUCACGAGCGAGCCCUGGAGCACUGAGGUUUUCAGGAAGGAUGGUGUUCUUGAUUAAGCUUUUUGUACAUGGUACUGUAGGUAUUCAAAGUCUUGUUGUUAAUUCCUUCGAUCUCAGCACAUGGGUUGGUCAACGUGAUAUAAACUGUCUCUGCGCGCCACUCACUUUGGCGGAGAAGGUGAGGCUCAGGUAGCGAGCGCAGAUUGAGCAGAUUGAGCAGAUUGAGCGAGAACCAUAAUGGAACGCCAUAGGUAGGGUUGAUUCACAAAUGAUGC